AUGUAUCUGGCUGAUGCUUCUGAUGCGACUCGCUGCAAAGCUUUCCCGACCACCCUGUCGAAAGCAGCGAUGAAAUGGUUCGAUAGCCUUCCCCCAAGGUCAGUUACCAGCUUUGAGGACCUCUCGAGAAAGUUCUUGAUGAGAUUCUCCAUCCAGAAGGAUAAAGUAAAGCACGCACCGAGUCUCCUGGGAGUCAAACAGGAAGUCGGAGAACCUCUACGAGACUACAUGAAAAGGUUCAACAAAGGGUGCUUGGAGAUUCAAGACCUGCCCACCGAGGCAGUUAUCAUGGAGCUAGUAAAUGGACUUAGAGAGGGCCCCUUCUCUCAGUCCAUAUAA
This is a messenger RNA of Arachis duranensis, 339 nucleotides long. RefSeq lists its product as uncharacterized. The record is from RefSeq and is a predicted model, not a curated record. Lineage: Eukaryota; Viridiplantae; Streptophyta; Magnoliopsida; Fabales; Fabaceae. The coding region runs from base 1 to 339 and encodes 112 amino acids. The transcript has a single exon.